Coniosporium apollinis CBS 100218 is the source of this 1014-nucleotide messenger RNA. RefSeq names its product catalase. The coding region runs from base 1 to 1014 and encodes 337 amino acids. The transcript is spliced from 2 exons. Lineage: Eukaryota; Fungi; Ascomycota; Dothideomycetes. Gene Ontology annotation, molecular function: heme binding; catalase activity. Gene Ontology annotation, cellular component: peroxisome; mitochondrion; cytoplasm. Gene Ontology annotation, biological process: hydrogen peroxide catabolic process; response to hydrogen peroxide. The record is from RefSeq and is a predicted model, not a curated record.
AUGCCGCUCCCUAGCGAUGAAGAGUUGCUCAAGACGAGCUCGGAUCUUGUGGCUCAGAUGCAGGCAAUCUUCGGCCUUCACCCCGGCUUUCGCCCCGCUCACGCCCGCGGUGCCCUCUUGACAGGCUCCUUUACGCCUUCCCAGCAGGCCGCAGCCCUCUCCUCAGCGCCUCACUUCUCCGCCGCCAGUACGCCCAUCCUCGCCCGUUUCUCCUCUUCUACCGGCAUUCCGCAGAUUCCCGAUACUGAUCCGAAUGCCAAUCCGCGCGGUCUCGCCAUUCGCUUCAACCUGCCCUCCACGCCUGACGGUCACCGUGUGCAUACGGACAUAAUCGCACACACGACCCCUUCCUUCCCCACGCGCACCGGCGCCGAGUUCCUUGAAUUUCUCCGCGCUGCGGCGGUUAGUCCUCCCGGGGCUGAGAGCCCGACGGCGGUAGAGAAGUUCCUAGGUGCGCACCCGGACGCACUUGCCUUUGUGCAGACACCGAAGCCCUCCCCUGUUUCGUUUGCCAGCGCGGCGUAUUUUGGGGUCAAUGCGCUGAGGUUCGUCGGCGGAGAGGGGGGCAAAGAGAUUUUCUUCCGGUACCGCAUCGUGCCUGCUGAGGGCGAGAUCGCGACGCUGGGAGCGGAGGAAGUUAAGGAGAAGGCGGACGGUUAUCUCUUCGAUGAGCUGCCUGCGCAUCUUCGGGACAGUGGUCCUAUCAAGUUCAAGCUUCUAGCGCAGAUUGCGCGCCCGGAAGAGGGUGAUGUGGUCGAUGAUGCUACUAAAACCUGGCCGGACAGUAGGGAGUCAGUGGAGCUAGGCGAGCUCACGCUGGACAAACUGGUUGGGGAGGACGAGGGGAAAGAGAUGCAGAAGAAUGUCAUUUUCGAUCCCAUUCCGAGGGUUCAGGGCAUCGAGCCAUCGGAAGAUCCGCUGUUGGAGAUGAGGGCUGCUGUAUAUCUAAUCAGUGGCCGGCAGAGGCGGGCGGCUGGGGCUCCGAAGGAAGUGGUGGAGGGGUUGGGGCAUUAG